UCGCCUGGCAACGGAAGCCGCCGCAGCAAGCCCGACAGCGCGUCUCGUCGCUGCCUUGUGCUUCGCCGGCUUGUGCUUUGGACCCGGCCCCAAUUGAGUGGGACGUUUGUCUUCCUCCUGGCCGGAGACGUUGGCUAGUUCGAGAAAGCCUCGGCCAUGUCCCAGAAAAACAAGCUCAACUUCGUGGCUGAAGCGCAGAUCUGGAAGAAUCACAUUGAAACAGAGCGGGAAGCUGCCCGAAAAUGGCCCAAGCGGUGGGGAUUUCUGUUGACGCCACUUGAAGAGUUGGUAAAAGAUGAAAAGAAACAACUUGCUAAGCCGAAGAUCCCACUUCCAGAACACCUGCAGAUCCGACCUCUGACACCGGUGGAAACAUAUAUUAAGAUCGUCCCAUCCCCGCCUGUUCCGCAAACAACCCAAGGGUUUAUCGGCUGGAGAUCUUCCGUUACCGGCUUAGAACUUGAGCGUUAUUAUCAGAUCAAAAGCUCCAAAGGUGCCUUUUACAAGGACUUGAAAUGGCCAAAUGAACCAACCGACUGA
Molecule: messenger RNA, 540 nt
Organism: Thamnophis elegans (Western terrestrial garter snake)
Lineage: Eukaryota; Metazoa; Chordata; Lepidosauria; Squamata; Natricidae
Gene: CIMIP1
Product: chromosome 5 C20orf85 homolog
Exons: 4
Coding region: 157-540 (127 amino acids)
Source: RefSeq, a predicted model, not a curated record